Thrips palmi is the source of this 3512-nucleotide messenger RNA. It is a transcript of the gene stx, whose product is annotated as midnolin. The record is from RefSeq and is a predicted model, not a curated record. Gene Ontology annotation, molecular function: protein binding. Lineage: Eukaryota; Metazoa; Arthropoda; Insecta; Thysanoptera; Thripidae. The transcript has 7 exons. Gene Ontology annotation, cellular component: nucleus. Bases 16 to 2157 code for a protein of 713 amino acids.
GGCCCCCGCACGGGGAUGCAGCCCAACGCCGCCAAGGCGUCCACGGCGUCCACGGCGUCCACGGCGUCCGCCUCGCACCCGGGGUGUGGCUGCCUGAGCCACCCCGCCAUCAACCCCAUCACCGUGACGGUGUCGAUGACGACGGGUGGUCAGUUCACGUUACAAGUAGAUCAGUUGGAAAGUGUGGAAACCCUCAAGAAAAUGGCUUCCAAGAAGCUAAGAGUGCCCAAGGAACGGAUAUGCCUUUUGUACAGAGACAGACAACUUUCCGGCGGGACUUUAAUAGACCACCUGAUUGUCAACGGCAGUCGCAUCACUCUGCUGCCCAACGUGGAAACGGGACUGCUGGCUCAGCGCCCGGAGCAGAGUGUGAUGCAGGCGCUGGAGAGUUUGAAUGACGGCCAGGUGAACGACUUCCUAUCUGGCAAGGCGCCGCUCAAUCUGACGAUGCGUUUCGGCGACCACAUGAUGCUGAUCCAGCUGCAGCUGUCCACCGUGUCGCCGCAGGUGUCACGGACUCGCGCCUCUGCGGGGUCGUCGUCGACGUCGAGCGCGUCCAGCCGGGUCGUGCCCGGCUCCUCCACCUCGUCGUCCACGUCCUCGGGCUCUGCGUCGUCGGCGUCGCGGCCCAUGAGGUCGGCCGGCACGCGGCGUAGCGCCGUCCCCGCGGGGCUCGUCCCCAAGACGGCGGCCUCGUCGUCCGCCUCGUCGUCGGCGUCGCCCGUGGCCUCCGCCACGCGGUCGAUGCCCGGCGACGCCCUCUCGUCGCCGUCGGUCGGGCAGCCUAUGGGCCCGCCCGCCAACCCACCUCCGUCUUCGUCUUCGCCGGCGCGGUCCGCGGGGGGCAGCCCGACGGCCUCCACCUCCUCCUCCUCGUCGCCACCCGCCAGCCCCACGGCGGCCGCGGCGGCCACGGCGUCGGGCCCCUCCUCGCCCUCACCCCUGCCCGACCCCCUGGCCUCGCUGCCUAGUCCGCACGCGUGCGAGGCCUUGUUCUCGCAGCUCGUGGACUCGGCCACGCAGGCCAUGAACCGCGGGGAGCGCCAGGCCUCGGCCGCGGCCUCGGCUUGCAAUGUGACUGAAAACGGCAGGCGUCCUCUUUUCCGCGCCAGUGACACGAACUGCAGGACCAGUGACGAGUCGAAAAGUGAGAAAGUGUGUCCCUCUGCCUCUACCCCUUCCCCCUCCGCCCCCGCCUCCCCGAAGCAGGGCGCUUCGGCGCCCGUCGCCCGCAAGGUGGUGAUCCGGCCUGCCACGUUCCUCGCCAGCGAGUCGGCGUCGGCGUCCUCCAGCACGUCGACGUGCACGACGUGCACCUCCACCUGCAUGCCCAUCUGCUCCACGCAGGUGCACCCGACGCGGUCCACGUCGCCCAUGCCGUCGACCUCCCCCUCCACCACCAGUACGCCGGUCGCCAAGGGCGCCGUGCCGUGCCCCGAAGACAGCACGUCGGCGACGUGCACCUGCGAGGCCUCGCUGGCGUCGCGGUGCCCCAUGGCCUACCGCCAGGAGACGCGGGUGCACACGCGGGCGCUGGCCGAGGCGUCGAGGAACCUCAUGCAGACCCUCAAGCAGCUGUCGUCGGAGGUGAUGACCAACAGAGAGGAGGAGGACACUGCGGCAGCGCGGCGCCGCCAGGGAGCUAUCAUAGAGAGUAUGCACAGUCAUGGGAAAGGGGUGUACUCGGGUACAUUUUCGGGGACCUUAAAUCCAGCCCUCCAAGACCGUUUCGGACGGCCAAAGCGUGAUAUUAGUACUGUCAUACACAUAUUGAAUGACCUACUGUGUGCGACGCCGCAGUACAGACGGUCCUACCCGGGUCUACCUCAGAGCAACUUCGUUCUUGAAUCGAGCACGUCUAUUACCACUACCACUAGCCCAGGGGAAACCAUUGAUGCACAGUCAGCACCUUCACCAACCUCAGACGACGCCGAGAACCAGGCCACGCGCGGCAAGGUGGAGCGCCUACGCCUGGUCAUGGAGGAGAGGCGGGAGCGGAGGCGGGCGCGCCGAGAGGCGCGGCACUCGCCCUACGGGCCCUCGCAGCCGCAGCACUGGACGGCCAAGUCGGAGACGCAGCCCGCGGGGAAGGGCGAGGCCAUGGACACGGACCAGCCGCUGUGUGAUAUCAGCCCCCCUGAGCCAGUCGUCGCCUGAACUGACCCUCCCCCGUCUAGCCUAGCCUCCCCUCCCCUCCCCGACCCUUACCAAUGUGACUUGUGAGUGUAGCAGCGCAGCAGCGCCGUGUGGUGUUGCUGAUAGGAAUGCAAUGCCCUUUUGACUUUAUCUCCAGACUGUGUAUACAAAGUUUUAUCAAAUUCCAAAUUGUCUCUAUUACUGUGAAACAGUUGACUUUGUUGUUGCGUUAUCACAGACGUACUUGCUUGAUUGAGUUAUUGUAAUGUACACGUAAGGGAUAGAUAUACUAUAAAAUAUUAUAUAUAUAUAUAUGUAAACAUACAGCCACUACCAUGGCUGAGCCUCUAGUUUAGCAAAAGUAUCAACUUCUAGUGAGCUGCAUCUUAUUGAUGCACUAAUUAGUUGUUUGUUGAGGGCUAUAAUAUUAUCAAUUGUUUGUAGUCAAUAUUAAUUGAAUGGACUUAUUCAGGUCUUCAAAAUCCCACCAAUGACCAUUGUUUAAGUGUAAUUUAUAUUCCUCAUUUACGUGUGUGCUACUGCAAGACACUCUUUUUCAUUGCAAGACUCAUGCUGCCGUAAUUAUAUGUGAAGUAAAAGAUAUGUUUGCGCUGUGACUUUUUUUUUAUUUCUAUUCAGUGCAAGCUGCACAGAUCCUAGUUUUGUUGGUUGUUGUUUCCUCUAUGUUGUAAAAUGUUUUAAUUGUUUAUUAUUUUUACUCGUUCUUUUCCCUUUCUCCUUUUGCUAAAGGAAUUGGAAGAAAAAGUGCAUGUUGUAGUUCCAUCUCUUACUACACACUCUUCACAUGUUAAACUGAGAGAACUUUUCACUUGAGCUCCAAAUAUCUCUCUUUGUAAAAAAUUUGCCUGUAACUCUGGACUGAAAUAGUCAGAGAGCAAAAGGAAAAUCCUGAAUGGUUUCUUUUUUCACUCAUUUUCACUGGGCGAUACUGAAGAGUAAGGGUGAAGAAUGAGUACUUUCUGUUAAUUCCAAUUUCUAUUGGCAUUAAUUUUGUCUUCUUGUUUCUUGUGUGAAAAAUGGUGUGCCUAAGUUUUGGACCCUUAAGUCUAUUUUCUGUUUGGUAAAUUUGUUUCCAUUCUUUGUUCACAUAGUAUAUCAAAUUUGUGAUUUUAAUGAAUAAUUUGUUUUACCAAUAAUUGGUGUGUCAACAAGCAAGAUGCCAUCUUUACAUCAUGCUAUUCAUCAUCCCUGAUACAACUCAGCUAUAGCACCCCUGUACUAUGUUAUUUGAGUUGUUUGUACUGAGCUCUGUGGGUUGUCCUUCCCCUACCACUUCCCUCCCCUCCAUCUUGUGUAUCAUAUUUCUUACUGUGUUAUAUUAUUCAUUACAAAUAAAGUUAAAUGCAAGCAUUGAA